Molecule: messenger RNA, 980 nt
Organism: Vitis riparia (riverbank grape)
Lineage: Eukaryota; Viridiplantae; Streptophyta; Magnoliopsida; Vitales; Vitaceae
Exons: 5
Coding region: 122-715 (197 amino acids)
Source: RefSeq, a predicted model, not a curated record
AAGGAUUUAACGUUUCUCCUUUCGGAGAAAUUUCUGUUUGGUUCCCUAGAAUCUUUGCUUGAUUUAGAAAACUCGAGAACCCUUUUGGAUCGACUCCACUGGGUCUCGAGUAAUAUGCAGUAUGCAGCGCCUGAGGAUUUCAGGGACCUCGCUUUUGGGUUCCUUCGCAGUGCCUCAUCUGAAGAAGAAGGCUAUGAACUCGUGGUCUGCUGUUCAAGACACUUAUCAUUCCACCAAGGACACUUUUGAGAGGCAUAGGGUGGUAUUUACGAUCGGAACAUCUAUAGCAUCAGUUGCCACAGCAUGGGCUGGUUAUUCUAUCCGCUAUCUUCAUCAGGAAAAAGUUGAUAAAAGGCUUGCCGCAAUUGAAGAUUCUAUGAAAAACAAUUAUCAUUUGGAACAUACUGAACUUAAGAAGAUUUACGAUUCUGGAAAUUCCAGGAAUGCAGCUUGUAUUGCUACUGCUGGAGUCACUUUAAUUAUUGGAUAUGGGUUGGGCUGGCGAGGUGGAAGAUGGUAUGCAAAUAGGAAGUUCAGAAGGGAGCAAAUGAAAUUGCUAGGGCAGAUAAAACCCAAAAGGACGCCACUCCAGUUCCUUAGAAGACUAAGAAGACAGAGGGCGCCAGAGACCGCACCCAAAACAUCUCCAACCUUGCAAAAGGAUGCUCCCUCCAUGAAUGAUUCUUUACAAACCCGCCAACAGCAAUUGCUGUAGUUACUUAUUAAGCAUAUCAGAUGAAAAAUGCUAUCAUAUAGUUUCAUACUCAUUCAAGACUGUUUCUGUACAAAGCAUAAUAUGGAUUAGUUUAUUCCUCCCUCCCCCAAGCUCUCUAUCAUUCUCUUUUUUUGGGGGACAAUUUUUUUGGUUCCUUGUCCCUUGUUGCCAGUCUGGGGAUAAGUGCAAUAUAAUAAUCUUUUGUUUCCUAACAGUGGAAAUUUAGUUCAAAUUGCUUGCCAGGCUCAUGUUCAAAAGUAUUCUA